AUGGAUGAGGAUUUGAGAACUUUCUUCUCGGACAGAGUGUCUACUAUAGUUGAUCUUCUUAGUUUUCCAGGUGUGUGGAAUUCUCCAUUAUUAUCUGAGCUGUUUCCCGCUCAUAUUGUUCAGGAGAUCCUCUCUAUUCCCCUUUGUCCCUGGAAUCAUGAGGAUAGGUGGAUUUGGGCUAGCGAUAAAAGAGGUCGGUUCACGGUUAAAUCAGCCUAUCAUAUUGCUCGAGAUCGGAUUCUUGAGGAUUUAACCACACCUAACCCAAGUGCUGCCCAAGUGCUGCACUUUGGCGUCAGUUGUGGAAAGCACCAGUCCCAGUCGGGUUUGGCUGCUAGGUCGGUUCCCAAGUGGAAGAAACCUCCAAUGGGCUUCGUAAAACUGAAUGUUGAUGCUGCCUUUGAUCAAGCUUCUGGUCACUCGGGGUUAGGUGGGGUGUUUAGAGAACAUGACGGGGCUUUUCUUCAUGGGUUUCGGCACUCCAUCACAAUGCUGGCUAUUGAGAAUAAUCUUGCUCCAUUGAUUGUGGAGACGGAUUGCUUGGAUCUGGUGUCACCAUUAGCGUCUGCUGCACUAGAUUGGUCGGAACUCGGAUUCUUGCUAGAAGAUUUGCGAGCUUUGUUGCAUAAGGCUUUGGAAGCUCGUGUACUCAAGGUUGGAAGACAGGCUAAUGGUGUGGCUCACGUCUUGGCUCAGGAAGCCAAGAAUGAUGAUUUUUAG
Molecule: messenger RNA, 720 nt
Organism: Rosa rugosa (rugosa rose)
Lineage: Eukaryota; Viridiplantae; Streptophyta; Magnoliopsida; Rosales; Rosaceae
Exons: 3
Coding region: 1-720 (239 amino acids)
Molecular function (GO): RNA-DNA hybrid ribonuclease activity; nucleic acid binding
Source: RefSeq, a predicted model, not a curated record